CUAGCGUGAAGUUGACGAAUCGAAAUAUUCUGUAUUCUGCAAAUCCACAUCCCAACAAGCCUAUAAAAUACUCUUAUGCCACAACAUGGAAUUUGCAUAAACUCAUAGCUAGCUAGCAACAUUUGCAAAUCAAUUGAUUUCUAAAACGAAUUAGAAUAUAUCAUUCUUUUUUCAAACACCAGCAUCAAUCCAUGGCUUGUUCUGCUCAAACCUGCAGAAAGUCGAGGCAAGUCAUAAAACUCGAGACAGAAAAAGAUGUGUCGGUAGCUCUGGCACAGUACAUCGCUGAUCUCUCUGCAAAACAUAUCAAAGCAAAGUGUUCUUUUACUGUCGUGCUUUCGGGCGGGACUCUAAUUCAUACUCUUAGGAAGUUGGUCGAGUCGUACAAGGAAAGCAUCGACUGGUCCAAAUGGCACGUGUUUUGGGUGGACGAGAGGAAAUGUCCCCUCGACAGCGAGUGUAGCAACCACAAUCUGGCCAAGAACGGUUUUCUUUCUAUGGUCCCAAUUCCGAAACAGAACAUUUACCCGAUGCACUUCCACAAAUACCCCCAACGCAUGGCGGAGAACUACGAGGACCUUCUCAAAGCUCUAGCCACCCAAAACCGACUCCCCAUAUCGGCCUCCGGACACCCGAUCUUCGACCUUAUGCUCUUAGGCAUCGGCCCCGAUGGCCACGUGGCGUCGCUCUUCCCAGGAAAGCCCGAGAGGCACGAGACGAGAAAGUGGGUCACGUGCAUAUACGACUCGCCAAAGCCGCCACCUGUCAGGACCACACUCACUUUCCCGGUUAUCAAGUCCGCCUCCACCAUUGCCAUGGUGGUCACCGGAAAAGAUCUGGCGGGUGUUGUCGGCAAGACACUCGCCGGAGGAGGGACAGGUGGCGGCCAGCCGAUAAUACCCUGCGCGGAGCUUCACCACGAGGCGGAGGGUGAGGUGACGUGGUUUCUCGACAAGGACUCGGCUUCCAAGCUGAAUUAACCAGUCAAAAAACAUCAUGAUACAUAUAUAAACAUGUAUAUAUGUGUGUGUGUGUGUG
Molecule: messenger RNA, 1038 nt
Organism: Striga asiatica
Lineage: Eukaryota; Viridiplantae; Streptophyta; Magnoliopsida; Lamiales; Orobanchaceae
Source: the annotation of a GenBank genome assembly